Molecule: messenger RNA, 499 nt
Organism: Drosophila hydei
Lineage: Eukaryota; Metazoa; Arthropoda; Insecta; Diptera; Drosophilidae
Gene: COX6B
Product: cytochrome c oxidase subunit 6B1
Exons: 2
Coding region: 106-339 (77 amino acids)
Cellular component (GO): mitochondrion; respiratory chain complex IV
Source: RefSeq, a predicted model, not a curated record
AUCGUCGACUGGUUCGUGUUCGUAACACAGAAUUAUCCAGCAGUUGAAAAAUUUUCUUUGUACUUUCCGUAUUAACAGAGCGAUAAAUCAACAACAGUUGACACGAUGUCGGCCUAUAAGAUGGAGACCGCCCCGUUCGAUCCACGUUUCCCCAAUCAGAACGUGACCAGAUAUUGUUACCAAUCCUAUUUGGAUUUCCAUCGCUGUCAAAAGAAGCGAGGCGAGAACUUUGCCCCUUGCAACUAUUUCAAGAAGGUCUACAAGACGAUGUGCCCCAACGCCUGGGUGGAGAAGUGGGACGAUCAGCGCGAGAGCGGCACCUUCCCCGGUCGCAUCUAAAUAAUGUAUAUAUAGGAAGUUACACUCUACCUACCUACCAACCUACUCCUACACAAUAACAACAACAACAACAACAGCUAAAUUAUGCUAGUUUAAAAAAGAGAACAACAAAACGUUUGGGAAAAGGCAACAAAAUACAAAUUGUUACAAUUCAAUUCAA